This is a messenger RNA of Ricinus communis (castor bean), 1372 nucleotides long. Its product is annotated as imidazoleglycerol-phosphate dehydratase. Lineage: Eukaryota; Viridiplantae; Streptophyta; Magnoliopsida; Malpighiales; Euphorbiaceae. Gene Ontology annotation, biological process: L-histidine biosynthetic process. The coding region runs from base 71 to 907 and encodes 278 amino acids. Gene Ontology annotation, molecular function: imidazoleglycerol-phosphate dehydratase activity. The transcript is spliced from 8 exons. The record is from RefSeq and is a predicted model, not a curated record.
AGCCACAAAUACAGCUAAACGCUGCCCUCUCUCCGCCUUUCUCCGAUUUUUUGACUAAAAACAAGAAGAAAUGGAGGUCUCAGUCUCUGCUUCUCGCCUCCUGAACACAACUUCCUUACCUUCAGUAGCCAAACCAAGGGUCAGAAUUCAUCACACAAGUCCAGUACCUGUACGUAUCAGUCACCCAAUCUUAUCUUCAACUCCUAUUCAAAUGAACCACUCUCUGUCCUCUCUCCACGCCGUCCCACUCCAAGACAACGGCUCCACUGUAACCACAACCCCUUCACCAACCGAAUCUAGUGGAAAUGAAGUUCGAAUUGGUGAAGUUAAGAGGGUCACAAAGGAAACUAACGUCUCGGUUAAGAUAAAUCUGGACGGUACUGGAGUUUCUGAUUCCACUACUGGAAUUCCAUUUCUUGAUCACAUGUUGGAUCAACUUGCUUCGCAUGGGUUGUUUGAUGUGCAUGUAAAGGCAACUGGAGAUAUUCAUAUUGAUGAUCAUCAUACUAAUGAAGAUGUUGCACUUGCUAUUGGAACUGCAUUGCUGCAGGCACUUGGUGAUAGGAGAGGGAUUCAUCGGUUUGGGGACUUCUCAGCUCCUCUUGAUGAGGCUUUGAUACAUGUUUCAUUGGAUUUAUCUGGACGGCCGCAUUUAAGUUAUGAUUUGCAAAUUCCCACUCAGAGAGUUGGAACAUAUGACACACAGUUGGUGGAGCAUUUUUUCCAGUCUUUGGUGAAUACUUCUGGUAUGACACUUCACAUCCGGCAGCUUGCUGGAAAAAAUUCUCAUCAUAUUAUUGAAGCAACAUUCAAAGCAUUUGCCAGGGCUCUUCGACAAGCAACAGAAUAUGACCCCCGUCGUCUUGGGACAGUGCCAAGCUCAAAGGGUGUUUUGUCACGAGCUUGAUGCUUCUUGAUCAUCAUGCAAAGGAUGGUUUAGGCUGGCAUUCAGGCAUCACUAGCAGUGAAGGCUUUAUAUUUGUGCAUACAUUGUUAAAUGCAUUUUGGUGAUUUCUUGCAAUUUGUGUUUGCUUUAGUCAGGUGACCACUAAUAUGGUAUGAUGAUGCAAGCAUGGUAAAGUUUCUUGGUGUCUAUUAAGGUUCUUCUGAAGGCUGUCUAAUACGGCAACACAUAAAAGCUAUAAAUGUCAGGUUGCUAUAAUGAUUAGUCUGUGUCCUGUGAACAUGAAGGAUCCAAAUAAUGCUGUAUUCCAGACAAUGUCUCCCUUUUUGCUACUUGACAGAAAAGAGGGUAUGCUUGUAAAGAAUAAAUUCUUUUGGGAUGAUGUUGAGCACAUGGCUCUUAAUUGGUAUUUGUUGGAACCCGCUAUUUAUGAAGCUUCUUGAUGAGCGGCCAAUUGUGCACUCAGCA